Messenger RNA from Pimephales promelas (fathead minnow), 2097 nucleotides. The record is from RefSeq and is a predicted model, not a curated record. NCBI's taxonomy places the organism in Eukaryota, Metazoa, Chordata, Actinopteri, Cypriniformes, Leuciscidae.
AGCGUGUGGAGGCAUUACGGCAACUUCCAAAACCUCUAACAGUUACAGGAAUGAGGAAAGUGAUGGGACUUUUCAACUAUUGUCGUCAGUAUAUUCCUGAUUUUGCCAGCAUCACCAGCCCCCUCAUUGACUUGUACAAGGGAGGAAAGCCUGGAAUGGAACAGAUAAACUGGACACCGGAAGCUGAGGAAGCAUUUACUUCAAUGAAAGAAAAACUGACUUCAGCCCCAGCCUUGGGACUUCCUGAUGGACGAUUGCCAUUUCAUUUGUGGACCAGGGUGGGAGAUGAGACGUACUCAGCAGUACUGUGUCAAAAACCAGGUGAUCGAUACAAACCAGUUGGAUACUUUUCCACAAAGAUUCCUGUUACAAUGAUUGGUCAACCACGAUGUAUACAAGCUCUCGAUGGUGCCACAUGGGCAGUGGAUGCUGUGGAAAAUUUGAUAGGAGCACAAACAAUCAUAUUGCAUACUCCACACAGUAUAGUGACGUUGCUGAACAACACAAACAUCAAGACCAUUACUGAUGCAAGGAGAGCAAAAUGGGAAGCAACUUUGUUGAACAAGGAUUUGAGAGUGGAAAUCAUCAGAGACACAUCCCUUAACCCUGCAACGAUGAUGAUCGAACCACACGAGGGAACACCACAUGAGUGUGAAAAACAAGUAGAAGAAGAAAGUCUUGGUCCUGUUAAUCCAACACCUCUUGAAAAUCCAGACAAGGAGUUAUGGGUCGAUGGAUCCAGUUACUAUGUUGAUGGAAAACGACAUACUGGAUGGGCUGUAGUGGAAGCUGAUGGAAAUGUCGUGAAGAAAGGAGCUCUUUCUGGGCAUUUUUCAGCACAAGUAGCUGAGCUCAUAGCACUUGCAGAAGCUUUCGAAUUAUCGGAAGGACAACGAGUCAACAUCUACACAGAUAGUCGUUAUGCUUUUGGAGUGGUCCAUGACUACCUUGCCCUGUGGAAAAAACGUGGACUUAUCACCAGCAAUGGGAGCGAAAUACAACAUGCUUCCAUAAUUCGUCGUUUGAUUGCAGCAUGUCACCUACCCAGAGAAGCAGCCGUGAUCAAAGUAAAAUCACAUCAAUCUGACAAGUCCAAAGAAAGUCAAGGAAACACGGCAGCAGAUGCAGCGGCCAGAGAAGCAGCACUACUUCCUCUUACUCCUGUUACCUUGGUACAGGAAAACAGCAAAGAUAAUCCUGAGCUCCGCCUUCUGUCAUAUCAAACUGAGACAGAUGAAGAGAAAGAACAAUGGAUAAAAGCGGGAGCGAAAGAGGAUGAUCAAGGUAUCUGGAGAAUUCCAACAGGACAAGUGGUGAUGCCUAUCGGAACAAGAAGGGAACUAAUGCAGCUGUAUCAUGGAAAAGUACAUGCUGGAGCAAAAGCAAUGAAAGCUCAAAUCAGCGAGACGUGGUGGUGGCCACGAAUGAUGAGAGACAUUGAUGAUUACUGUAGAAGAUGCUUGAUAAGAGCAAUGGUUCUGCCUCCUGAUGCUCCGCCGCCUGCGGGAACAGGAGGAGACUCUACUUUGUUCCAAGAGAAGCUACGACGCUAUCUUACAAUGCUGGACAAAGCAAUCAAAGACAAUAAUAAGAAAGUGCGAGAAGCUCAACAGCAAUGGGAUGAAAAACAUACCACUACUGACAUUCCACACAUUCCUGAGUUAGGCAGUUUUGUUAUGGUCAAACGUAUUCCCAGGAAAGGUUUAGAACCUAGGUGGGAGGGGCCAUAUGAGGUACUCUUAACAACAGAUACAAGUGUCUGCCUAAAAGGGAAGGGUGUAGGAACAGAUAGAUGGUAUCAUUGGUCACAAGUUAAACCUUGCUUAGUGAAUGAACAAAAUGAUGAAGGCUUAGGACCUGAGAUUGAGCACUGUUCACUCAUUAACUUUGGGAAAUAGGAGUGAUGAUUAAUUAUUUUUCUGCUUCCAUUUCAGGAAUCAAUUCCAUUGACAUUGAUUAGAGAUGGUCGCAAGUUAUUCUCGAUACACAACGACAAUGGUAUGCUUGUUUUUAAUUUUACUUGGCAUUUACCAAGGAAGCCAAGCUUUAUGGACUCCUCGAGUUCAAGAAAUUACUCGUAAUGCAACCCUGAAAUCU